GCGAAAAUCUAGUGUAUUUCCCUACUUAUUAGGAUCGGGUUACAAAAAAUGAGCGCGGCUAUUCAAAAAAAAAAAUGAAAUGAAAAGGAGAAAAAUACAUACGGACGAUUCAGAAAAAAAUCGGAAACGACAUAGUAAAAUAAUAGAUAUUAGACCCUUAAGCCAAAAAAUCUGUAAAGAUGAUGAAAGUAAAAACGAAUCAAAAGAAGAUAAUCAAAUUAAAAAACGUUAUUCUAAAUAUAAGCAAACACUAAAAUCAAAUUUUGUUGAAAAUGGGUUUUCAAAAUUAGAUUCCUAUAAAACUGAAGUAUUGGCUCUUGGCGAAGGUGAUGUUGGCCAAUUAGGAUUAGGAGAAGAUGUACUUAGUGCUACUUAUCCAAAAACAAUAAAAGAUUUAAUUUUUAAAGAUGAUAAAAUUGUAAAAAUAUUUGCAGGUGGUAUGCAUUCCAUCUGUUUAAGUAACAAUAAAAAGUUAUAUUCCUUUGGUUGUAAUGAUGAUGGAGCAUUAGGAAGAUUUUGUGAGAAUGAUGAAUUAGAAAAGGUUCCCAGAGAAAUAGAAUUUGAAUACAAUAUUGACAUUAUUAAUAUAACAACUGGAGAUUCACAUUCAUCAGCAUUGACUAACAAUGGAAAGGUUUAUACUUGGGGUGUUUUUAGGGAUGAAAAUGGAAUCCUAGGACUUAUCUCUAAUAAAGUUGAAAGAAAGCCAGUUCUUAUAGACACAGAACCAGUUGAAUCAAUUGUUGAGAUCAGCUCAGGAAAUAAUCAUAUGCUCUUGUUAACAAACCAUGGAAUCGUUUUGUCUUUAGGAUCUAGUGAACAGGGUCAAUUAGGCAGAAUCCCAGCUAGAUCUUGUACUAAAGAACAACGUCGUGGAAUAGAAUUAUUCUUGGAAGCAUUACCAGUCAGCUUCCCAUUGUUCAAAGGCAAGACACCUUUUAUUAAGAAGGUAUUUGGAACUAGCUACGGUUCUUUUGCAAUCGAGAAUUUGACUAACAAAAUCUACUCUUGGGGACUUAAUAACUACAAACAGAUAGGUUACAAGUCAAAACGUAAUGAUCUCAUCGAGUAUUUUCCUGUAGUGGUUAAUUGGGAUAUAGCUCAUGAAAUUAAGCAAAUUACGGGUGGACCUCAUCACACUUUAAUACUCGAUUUUAAAGGUUAUGUUUACUCAAUGGGACGAAAAGAAUAUGGCCGACUAGGAUUAGGUGAACUAAAUUCAGACAUUGACACGCCUACUCCCAUCCUAUUAUUUAAAGAUAACCCAUGUAGAGAAAUAUCUUGUGGGGAAUGUGUGUCUUAUGCCAUCACCGAAUCCGGAGAAUCUUAUUCUUGGGGUACAUUUUCGACUUCUCAGCUGGGUAAUGGAGACACUGACGAAGACUCUUUAAUUCCAAAACGAAUGAAAGGAAAACAAUUAGAAAAUAAGAAUGUUAUAUCUCUCUCUGCCGGUGGUCAACAUACACUUCUUUUGGCCUAUUCUACAUUAUAAGACGCGAUUGUAUUUUAUUUUUGCAAUAAAGAGACAAGUAUUUUUUAAUAGAGUAGUUAUUUUAUAAAAAGAAUUGUAUUAUUAAAAAUAACAACUGAGUUCAGCACUUUCGUAUCCAUCCAAUCAACUUGUUAAAUGACCCCCUUUUUAAGAUGUGUCUUCUAUUAUUUUAGA
Messenger RNA from Gordionus sp. m RMFG-2023, 1666 nucleotides. RefSeq names its product regulator of chromosome condensation-like. The record is from RefSeq and is a predicted model, not a curated record. Gene Ontology annotation, molecular function: guanyl-nucleotide exchange factor activity. Lineage: Eukaryota; Metazoa; Nematomorpha; Gordioida; Chordodea; Parachordodidae. The transcript is spliced from 9 exons. The coding region runs from base 80 to 1492 and encodes 470 amino acids. Gene Ontology annotation, cellular component: cytoplasm.